AUGAAGGUUUUUGCAUUUCUCUGUGUUGUCGCCACGGCUAUGGCUAUCCCAGGACCGGACAAGCGUAUCGUAAAAGGCUCACCGCCUGCUGUUCUCUUCGCCCACCCUCACCAGGCCUCUAUCCAGGUCAAUAACAAUGGCGACUGGCAUCACAUGUGUGGUGGUUCUCUUAUUGCCGACAAUAAGGUCUUGACCGCUGCCCACUGCCUGGAAGGUCAAACUGCUUCCAAAAUGCGAGUGGAGUUUGGAACUGUGACCUUGUUUGACGCAUCCAAUGGCUAUGAGCAGAUAGUUAGCGUCAGCUCCUUUGUCAUCCAUGCCGACUACAACCCCAAUUCUGCAGGUAUACCCAAUGAUAUCGGCCUCAUUUACCUGAGUUCUACUGUAACACUCAACGAACAUGUACAGAUUGCAACCCUAGCUCCAAGUGGAUCAUCUUUCGACAAUACUAAAUGUUUCAUCAGCGGCUUUGGCUUCACCUCGAAAUCAGGACCUGUCUCCCCACAACUGCUGGAGGUUAAACUGACCCAGCUCACCACAGAUGAUUGUGCAUCCAGAUGGCCAGAAGAGAACAUCAACAUUAAGCACAUCUGCAUCUUCGACGAUUCAGAAACUGACCCUACAACUCGGCCCGGUGCCUGCAUGGGGGACAGUGGUGGUCCAAUGAUGUGUGGCGACACAUUUGAGUACCUGGCAGGCGUCACCUCCUGGGGAGGGUCCAGCUGCAGUGGUAAGCUUCUGUUUGAAAGGUUCGGAAUAGAAUGGGAGUUGUGUAAAGAAAUGUAA
This is a messenger RNA of Candidula unifasciata, 786 nucleotides long. The record is from the annotation of a GenBank genome assembly. NCBI's taxonomy places the organism in Eukaryota, Metazoa, Mollusca, Gastropoda, Stylommatophora, Geomitridae.